CGAAGAUCCCCCGAAGCUCUCUACCAAGCUCACCAGGGCUCUAUACCGCAAGUUGCAACAGAGUCCCUGUACCUGGGUGGCCUACACCACUUCUCGAAUAAGUGCAGCCAGAUUCCCAGAUACCUACAACGCCUCUUUCCAAGAUCCCAUUCCUGCUGAGAACCUUGAGAUUUCGGCAGGCGAUUCGGUUGUAUCGAUCUCAACUGGUGCUAGUGCUUCGGGAACUGAAAAGUCUCAGCCAGGUGACAUGACUCUGCGACCGUCAUUCCGUUCUAGGGGUAACCCCUCUAAAGCUGCCAGUGCUUCUCGUGGAAGCGACAGGAACCAAGGAGGAUCGUUCCUUAUCUCAAUGAAGGAAGUUUUGGACGACGGAGGAUCCAAACCUGUUGUCGAGACUACUCCAACUGAGGUUGUAGCUCAGGAUGCUGCUCCUCUCCCUGAGGUCCAGGUGCCGGAGGCUGACUACCAGGCUCCGAAGGGUACCUCUGAGAUCGAGCCGUCGAGACACAAGAGGCCCAGGAUCGAUCAGGGCGGAGCUUCCAUCCGUUCUUCUUCCUCGUCCUCUAGAGGAGGGACUGUUGGGUGGAGCUUUACCCAUUCGAAGCCUGGGUCGAUCCUGGAUGACUCUUGGGGCCUAGCUGCGAUAAUGAGGCACCUGAAGAGCGUGGGAUGUCCCCUUCCAGCGCUCAAGGACCUGACUAACCGAGAUGAGUAUCUCGAUAUUGCCCACUGUAUGGGUCAGUUGGCUGGGGCUGUUAACAGGGCCCAGCUCAGGUUUGAGAAUGCUCUGUGUGCUGCCCCCAAUGCUGGUGAACUUGCUGAGGUUACCGAGAUGGUUAAGGCAGCCAAAACCGAUCUUGACCAAGCCCGGGUUCGAAUUUCUGAACUCGAAGCCGAAGUGACGAGGCUAGGCUCGAAGGCCGAUGCUCAGCAAGGAGAGAUCGAGAGUCAAAAGCUCGAUAUCCAGGUGAAGAGCAGGAGGAUCAAUGAUUUAGAGGCUGCUCGAAAGAUAGCUGAGCAUCAAGUACGUGAGCUCAUUGCCUCAUCCCGGGAUAGCCAGAAGAACAAGGAAGCUGAAGUCAAGCUGGCUGUCAGGGAAGGGAAGAAAGAAGUCGCCGAAGCUUACGGCAAGAUCCUGGUCUGUGUUAAGGAGAAGUUUGCUAGGAAGAAAGAUGAGGUCGACGCUUUGGUGUACGCUCAGGAGCUCCAAGCUAAUGCCGACCUCUUGAAGGAUAUGCUGAACAACAAGAUCCAAAGCGUUGAAGAGGAGUACAACCAAUUGGUGGCCUUAUUACCAGAAGCGACAACUGCGUAUGAGAAGGCUCAAGUCUCUGACUUCUCGGUCAGCAAGCUUCCUCUUCCCCAGAUCUCGGAGAGUUCAGGUACUUUCGAGAUUAACAUGUUUAAUCCAUCCUUUUCUGGGGAGUAUGGCUCUAAUUUGGGUUUGAUGGCUCCUGACUUAGCUCCAGUCGAGGCAGCAAUAGGAGGUGACGGCAAUGUGGUCGAUGAGGGAGUUCCUGCCGGUGCUGGUGAUCCGAUUCAGGAAGAGAAGGAAGAUUGAGAGCUACGGCUCUUUUAACUUUAUGUUUUGUGUUUUUAAGACUUCGGCCUAAGGGCUUUGUUUCGUUAUGUUUUGUGACUUAGUGCCUGAGGAGGCCUUUAAACCUUAACGCUUGCUGGAUUUCAAUAGCCUGGGGAGGUUUUUAAACCCUUUCUUAUGUUUAAAUCGUGGCUAUUAUUUCUGUUUUAAGUUUUUGAACUUAACCUCGUUUCAUUUAAUCAUAGUGAUUGCGAAUCUCA
This is a messenger RNA of Brassica napus (rape), 1800 nucleotides long. RefSeq lists its product as uncharacterized. NCBI's taxonomy places the organism in Eukaryota, Viridiplantae, Streptophyta, Magnoliopsida, Brassicales, Brassicaceae. The transcript is spliced from 3 exons. The record is from RefSeq and is a predicted model, not a curated record. The coding region runs from base 248 to 1561 and encodes 437 amino acids.